UCCCAGGCCUCCCGCCCGCCAUGCAGAAGGUGAUGUUCAAGGGGCUUCUGCCGGAGGAGAAGACCUUGCGGGAAAUCAAAGUGACGAACGGAGCGAAGAUCAUGGUCGUCGGCUCCACCAUCAACGACGUUCUCGCGGUAAAUACACCCAAAGAAGCUGCUCAACAGGAGGUCAAAGCCGAAGAGAAUAAGAAGGAGCCGCUCUGCAGACAAAAGCAACACAGAAAAGUAUUGGAUAAAGGAAAACCUGAUGAUGUGAUGCCUUCUGUUAAAGGUGUUCAGGAACGCCUGCCAACAGUGCCCUUGUCUGGCAUGUACAACAAGUCAGGGGGAAAAGUAAGAUUGACCUUUAAACUUGAGCAAGACCAGCUCUGGAUUGGUACAAAAGAGAGAACGGAAAAGUUACCCAUGGGGUCCAUUAAAAAUGUGGUGAGUGAACCUAUUGAAGGACACGAGGAUUAUCACAUGAUGGCGUUUCAGCUGGGCCCAACAGAAGCGUCUUACUACUGGGUCUAUUGGGUACCAACUCAAUAUGUUGAUGCAAUCAAAGACACGGUGCUGGGCAAGUGGCAGUAUUUUUGAAAGCACGCUCACCUCUGGCACAGGAAAAUGACACAAAGCUAAGGACACUGCUGGGAGAGGCCUCCAACAUCCCUGGAUGUGAUAGUCCUGGAACUUAUUAAUAAAAUGUGCUAAAUGAGGCAUUGAUGGAAGCCAGAGGUGAUGUUCUUUCACCAUUAGUUUACUUUUAACUUAAAAAUUUCACCAUCCCUUUUCUGCAGCCAGCUUCAACCAUAUUUAAAGCAAAUACGGUGGAAAUCAAUAAAUCUUAAUUCACAAAGUAUUGUGUGUAAUACACUUAAAUCUGCUGAGAGUUGAUCUUCCAAUUAAGUUUUAAGAAAGAAAAUAUUACAAUGUAUUAUCGAGGAUUUUUUACGUGGUUUGAACAAAAACAAGUAUUUUCAUAAUCUUUCAGUUACAAGCGUUAGGCUCAACUUAGUUACUUGGUUGUGACUGAGAAUUUCAGAACCAGUUUUUUAAAAAUAAACUUUAAACAGUAUGCAAAA
Molecule: messenger RNA, 1066 nt
Organism: Apaloderma vittatum (bar-tailed trogon)
Lineage: Eukaryota; Metazoa; Chordata; Aves; Trogoniformes; Trogonidae
Gene: UBFD1
Product: ubiquitin family domain containing 1
Exons: 5
Coding region: 21-581 (186 amino acids)
Molecular function (GO): RNA binding; cadherin binding
Source: RefSeq, a predicted model, not a curated record